UGCAUGCAAACUUAUAAUUUGGAACUGAUGGCCUAAGAUUAUUUGGUCAUGUUAAUCAAAUAUCUUGAUGAUUCCAGGUAUCCCGAAGUUGAUUACAACCGAUAUGGUCAAAGAAGGUGCAGCUGUGAUAGAUGUAGGCAUCAAUCAUAUCCACGAUCCUCUAACUGGAAAGACCAAAUUAGUUGGGGAUGUGGACUUUGAAGAAGUGAAGAAGAAGGCUGGCUUCAUCACUCCAGUGCCAGGAGGGGUGGGACCUAUGACUGUUGCAAUGCUUCUGAAGAACACGCUGGUAGUUGCUAAGAAGCUCAUUUACUAGAGGAAGUGAGCUGUCUCGGAAGAAGAAUGCAAGUUGUUCUAUUUAUUAUUAUACAAAACCUUUAUUUUUUACUAGAAAGAUAUUUAUUUCUACGUUGUAUUUAUUUUUUCAUGUAAACUAUAUUGAACUUGAUGGUUUACAAAAUGUUACAAUACUUUAUGUUACCUCCUGCUGACAUACUGUGAGCAACACUGAAUUGAAUGGUGCAGACUUUGUUGGUACCAUGUUGUUGGUCAACUGUGUGCGUGGAAGUGAAGAACUAAACUUGAAUUCCAGAGCUUGAAUUAUGCUUGUAUAUUUUGAGAUGGGAUGCUAUUGAUGAGAUUAUUUAAGCAUUAAGUAUGCUCAAUCUGUAUUAAAAGUAGGUUUCAACAUAGUGGAUAUCUAUUGAAAAUGUGGAAUGUUCUGGGUGUAAUUUGAAGUUGGAAAACAUUUAGAUAACAGUGAUCUAUAGUCUGAAAGGAACGAAAGGCUUGAAUUUGUUUCAGCUACCAGACAAUAGUUCUGGCAGUGAAUACAAAUGCUCAGUACACAUUUAAAGCUGUCCUGUAUACAUCAAUAUUGGCUAAACUCUCCUCUGAAAUGUAUGCAAGAGGUGUGCGUGAAGUACUCACAGUUGUGAGGCCAGAAUUGUUUUCUUUCCAUGUCUGAAUUUGGUUGACAGUGUUUUCAUGCAUAAUGCCACAAAAAGGUUUUGAGUAGGUGAUGUGAUUGGGUUGGACUUCAGUUGGAUAGAAUGUUGUUAAAGCUGCUAUGUAUGUACAUUUUGUAUAAGAUGGAGGGGAAGAGGAAGAGAAAAUCAAAAGUUUACUCAUGGCAGAAAUGCUUGUAUUGGAAUUUAAGCCAUUUGUUUAUUCUCUUGUCUUCUGAAGCAACAUGAAGGGUUCUUAAUUCCUGGUGUAAGGCUGAGCCCUGUGAGUAUUUGUUGACAAUGUUUUGCUUCUUAGAGAGGACUAUGUGAGAUAAUAAGAUGUUUGCUGUAAAAGGAAAUAGAAAUCAUAAAAAUAAAUGGGAGAGGAAUGAUUAUCAGCGUGUUUCUGUACCCUAAAGGUGUUCCAAAGGUGAAUUCAGAAUAGUCUCAUGCAGUGUAAGAGUCAGAGAGUUAUGUUACUGCUAGGAUGCCACUUUUAAUAUGCAUAUGCUAUAUUGACUUGAAGAGUCUACCCUGGUUCCCAUUGAAGCUAGUGGGAGUCACUUUGGGCUGCUAUCUCCAUAUUUUUAUCUUGGUUGGGGUAAUUUUAUUUUAAUCAGGAGCCUUUAGUGUUUGCAAGUAGAUUCAAGACUACUCUAAAAAAGUAAGAAAACAAAAAGGUGUGGCUAAAUACUACUUCUGUUUAUUUAAAAAAAAAAGUGCGUACCAAAAUAAAAAAAAAAUAAGAAACAGAUGGAGAAUUGCUUCUGUGCUGCUUGUUUCUUCUGAUGCUCUGAGAGUUUUGCAUAAAUGCAUUUUUUGCAGAAUAGCUUGACAGAUCCAUUGCUAUGUGUAUGGAACCAAUAGUGCAGACACCCUCGUAUCUGUUCAAAAUGAGGUGUUAUGAGAAUGUUAGGGGUAUCCAGGGGCAUGUGCAGAUAAUGCUCAGAUAAUUCAAUCCAUCAUUGGCUCAGAUGGAAUAAAAUUUGCCCAUUCUGCUAACCUUUCUAUGAGAUACUUUGAUACAGUUUGGGUUGGAUUUUUUUUCCUUUCUAUCUAAAGAGUGGAACAACAGCAGCCUUUUGCGUGUUCAUUCAUUGCCUUUAUUUCAGCUGUUUGCAUUGCUUUUCCAAAUCCGUGUUCAUUUACUUUGCUUUAGCUAAAAAUAGAGUCUGCAUUUUUGAUGGAAUAACAGCUUGAGGCACUUUGCUUAUGUCACUGAAAUGAGUCUGCCUCUGUCAUAUCCUCCCAGCAGCUUAUAGUGCAUCCUCAGCUUUUUCUCUUUUCACCUCCCACGAGUGAGUUAGGAUGACAUAAAGCCAGCAGGACCAAGGUUUCGCUUAGUGGCAUGUUGUUUUCAGAGCUGCCAAACGCAUCUGUUCUCCAUUGCAACUGCAGAAGGGUUAUGACUCCUAUUUCCAGCCUGCAAAGUGCUCAUGUGCCAGGAUCAGGCCAGGUGGGGACAGCCAGAGCCUCAUCUGCUGCCCUCUUCUUGCCGCACCCACUGCAUUGCCCAAUGGCAGAACCACUGCUCACAUUCACACUGGAUUAAACUCCCAUUGUGUAGAAGUAUGUUGAAAGGAAGCUCCCUGCUCGGGACUGAUAGCAAAGGUUCUGCAGGUAGCACAAACGCCAGUCCUGGCAAGUGGGGAGUGCACAGGCUGCACUCGAUCAAUGUGCAGGCAUGCAGCCAUUCAGGAUACUGAAGGAAGGGAAAAACCUCCUGGAAUGCAGCCCAUGAGCAUCAGAACACAUAAUUAAAGUGUGCAUAACCAGCUUGUGUUUUUCCCUGAGCUUAUGAAGUGGUUACACUGAAUCCCAUACAUCACCAAAGAGCUUGGUGCAGAGGGAGAACUCGAGCUGACCGGAGUUGCUAGAGCAUCUGUCAUUACGUUUUGGCUAAAGAAAAGAUUAAGUUGUGAAAAGUUUUUUAUUUUCUGAAGCUCACAGUGGGGAAACUGAAACUUGGAGUGAAGAUAGUAGCUCUCUUAGGGUGAGAGUGAAGCCUUCCUGGUGAUCUGCCCCAGUGCUACGUAACGAUGUUGCAGAGGGAGCAGUCCUGCUUGUUCUGAGCUGCCUGUGACAAAGGAAUUGACAGCUUUUAGGGCUGUGGAGAGUGGCGUUAAGAAACGUGUAUAUACCUACAGAUACUUAAUGUAAAAAGCAUGAUCACUCUCACUGUGUGUCUGCACAGCUCCAGGUGGCCACCCUUGCACAGCUCCAGCUGCGAUCAAAGGCCUUUUGCUGGCAGUCACUGAUGGGGAAUAUCACCGUUAUCUGUCUGAUCACUUCUCAGUCUCAGCACGGCUGUUCUCACCGUUCCUUUUCUGGAUGAGAAGGAGCUGAAGUGCAGGGGGAGCAGCAGGGGCUGGACCCUGGCUCCUGGCAUCUGGAGCAGCAGGCUGAAUGCUGACCACCCCCCUGGAAGUAACGUGAGAUUUCAUCUCCGAGGGACCAAAGAUCUCAUUUUUCACGAGAUUGUUUGUUUUGCAACCUUCUGGUUUUGCCGUAUAUCAUUGAUCUGCUCUGGCAGAUGCCAGGUCUCUCUAAAACUACAUCUCUGCAUGCACAACAAUGCCCACGGGUAAUAGGAAACUGGGGUUUCAAGAGAAAACCCGAUCCCAGUGCUAGAUAAUAGCAGUUUCCUAAAUAAAUGUGUGGUUGCCCUAAGGGCUGAGCUUGCUGCCAGAUGCACCUUUUUUUGAUUGGUGAGAGCAGCAAAUGACGCUUCGUGGCGUAUAAGUGCAAGAGAAAACACAGCAGCACAGAUAAGUGGAGCCAACGAGCACCGGCAAAGGAGAGUUGCAAAGGUGUCAAAGCAGCUGCUUGCCAUGGCAUUUGGAAUGCUCAUCUACAUUUUGCUGAAAGCAAUGGGGGCACUGAGUGAGGACGCAGCUCUCACUGUUUCAUCCCUCAGCACAGAACUGUGGAAUAGCUGGACGAAAAACAACACUGAAGCAGACUAUGCAGAGCAACCAAGGCUCCUGAAGCUCAUGCAGGCCUGUCUGGAGGAACACCACAGUUAUUGCAUAAACGGGCUCUGUGCUUUCCACAGCGAACUGAGGAAACCCAUAUGCAAGUGCCUUGCAGGUUACAAUGGAGAGAGGUGUGAACAUUUAACUCUGAAUUCAUACGCACAUAAUUCUUAUGAGCGCUACAUUGCUGUGGGAAUUGGCAUAGGGAUACUCACAAGUGGGAUACUUGCAAUCAUCUACUGCUACGUAAGAAAGAGAUGCAGGAAAUUGAAAUCUCCCUACAAAGUCUGCAUGGGAGAGACAGCGCUGUGAAGCCCUGGCAUCAAAAUGCUUACCAGUGUGUCUGUAAACAAGAGGCAGUUCUGUUUCGAGGGCCACUCCAUGCAGUCUAGCAAUGCCCCAGCCUCGCUGAUGGGAUGAAAUAAAGAGAAUGACAGAGUGAGGGCAUGAAUGGAGCUCCUGCAGAACUGAUGGGCUCCAUUUGCUUCUGAAGAAAGACUUAAUGUUUUUAGACAAGGUUGCUAGAUGAGUGGGUCAAAACAGCGGAGAAUAAUUGCAGCCUUCUCACCGCUCUCCUGUGCUUCAGAUUUGAUGAGGGGAGGAUUGAUUUCUUUCACCUACUUUCAGUCAUUUCAAGCCCUACUGGAGUAUUCUGCUCUGCUCUUUUGUCUUUUUUUUCCUUUCUGCUCUGGAGGAGAAAGACCACCUGUUUCACAAUGGAACUGUAUUCUGAACAUCACAUGCUGAUGAGAAGCUGUCUGGAUUCUGCUGUCGCAGUGUUGACUGCCUUUCAAAAGGAACUGGACAUCUUUCUUCCAAUGGAUUAUUGAGUGUACUCAUGACAAAGAACACAACUCCUCCCUAACAUCAUAGGGUGGCUCAUUACAUUCCUGAAACUUAAAGCAAACCUUGCCUUGCUGCAC
This is a messenger RNA of Meleagris gallopavo (turkey), 4845 nucleotides long. Its product is annotated as epigen. NCBI's taxonomy places the organism in Eukaryota, Metazoa, Chordata, Aves, Galliformes, Phasianidae. Gene Ontology annotation, biological process: epidermal growth factor receptor signaling pathway; tetrahydrofolate interconversion; positive regulation of mitotic nuclear division. The record is from RefSeq and is a predicted model, not a curated record. Gene Ontology annotation, cellular component: mitochondrion. Gene Ontology annotation, molecular function: epidermal growth factor receptor binding; methenyltetrahydrofolate cyclohydrolase activity; methylenetetrahydrofolate dehydrogenase (NAD+) activity.